GAUACUUCAGAAUUUGAAAUCGUAAACAAACAGUGAAACUGUCAAAAACUCAAUGGACACUGAAAAUUUCCAGAAUAAAUUACAGCCAACAGAAGAAUGUUUUAUCAAACAAGAAAUUUAUUAUGAAUCAACUCCACCAGAGCUGCAGGAUGAUGAAGUAGAUCAGGGUGAGGAAGUGAAUCCACUUUUAUAUCCUAAAAUUGAGACACAAACUUGUGCUCAUGCGACACAGCAGGAAGAUAGUGGAAAAGAUCCCUCAUCUUCGAUAGAAAAUGAGUUCUUGGCACAACCAGGUUCAAGUGUUUGGUCCUCUAACGAUGUUUCACCUAUUGAUACUGAAGUUGAUGAGCUAAUCGUGCCUGAUUUAAUUGUUCACAAAAGGAUAUCUACAAGCAAAGGACGAGAAGGAAUAGGUGAAGAAACAUCAAUUGGUGUGGAUCCUCUAAGUAUUGUAUCUACUUCCAAUAUAAACUUAGAAUCAAAAAGACGUAAAUAUGAUAGGAAGAUGGAAGUUAUUGGUCCAAGUGAUACAAAUAAGCCUUCUUCGGAUUUCGAUCCCAGUUCAGUUGUCCUACCAGAUAUGCGAAUAAAUACCUCUCCAAAUGUGGGUGAUAGCUCAACUGUUGUUCCCAUUAGCGGGGGUCCUGUCUUGGAUGACCCUCUAACAAUUGCUGUCAAUCCACAUGAUUACAAAUCAAAAGAUGAUCCCAGUUCUAUCGUUACAGAUAAUUCAAAUUUGGAAGGAAAACCUAGUUCAAAUCAGCCCAGUCCAGUUCGGUCAAGCGAUUCCAAACCCAGCCCAAACCAGUUAAGAGAUUCUGACUCAAGUCAAGGCAACUCUGGUACCAACUAUUAUCCCCAGCUCCCCAUUAACCCAAAUCCAAAGGUCACACUGCUUAAGUGCUUUUUCUGCAAAUUCAGCUGCUUCAAUGCCACAAACUUUGCAACUCAUUUAUCGACACACGAGCAGCUUUUGAAAUGUUCUCAUUGUAACUAUGAAACUGUUAAACGCCAUCUCUUGAAGAAACAUACUCAAAAACAUUUUGGUAAGAGGUUUUUUGAUUGUGAUGAGUGUGAAUUCAAAACUUCAAUUACAGAAAAUCUUGUUGGGCAUAUGACAACAAAACAUGCCAAAAAGAGCGUUACAAUUGUAAGCAUUGUGAUGCAAUUUUCAGCACAGUUGAAAACUUUGCUGAUCAUUUGAGUUGUCAUAAAGGGAAUAUUCUUUUAGCGUGUAGAGCCUGUAAUUUGGUUUUUACCAAUCAAACGUUUUUGAAUAAACACAAAACAUUGAUUCAUAGCACAUUUAGUAAUUCAGGGAUCUCCUGUUGUGUUUGUGAUGAGAAAUUUGCUGAUCUGAAACUCUUGAAAGAUCAUGAAAGUACAAAUCAUAAAGGGAACAGUCUCACUGAAGAACAAUCUUUGUCAUGUUGCGUUUGUGAAGAGAAGUUCACCAGUCAAAAGUUGUUGAUGGUUCAUAAUAGAAUGUUCCAUGAAAAAGAUGAAAGUCGUCCAACAGGGAUACAAACGUUCACAUGUAGCGUUUGUUAUUUAGUUUUCACUAAUCAAAGGCUUUUGAAAAAGCAUGAGAGAGUGGAAGGCCAUGAGAAAAAUAUUGACUCGUCUGAAAAAUUUGCUUGUAGUCUUUGUGGUGAAUAUUUUCCCUCUGAGAAGCUGUUGAGAAGUCAUCAUCGGGCGAAACAUAAGAAGGAAAAGUUUUUCCAGUGUAUUUUCUGCGAUUACAAGUGCUCGGAAUCAACUAGACUGACGAUUCAUUUGAGAUGUCACACAGGAGAGAAGCUGUACGAAUGUGAACAUUGCGACUAUCGAUGUGCAGACUCGAAUCGGCUGAGAGUGCACCUGAGGAUGCACACUGGCGAACGGCCCUAUCAGUGCAUCGAGUGCGACGCGCGAUUCUCCUGCUCCAAUGUGUUCAAGUCGCAUAUGCGCACUCACACUAUGGAAAAGCCCUUCAAGUGUCGAGUUUGUGAUUUUCGCUCAGCUAGAUCGACAAAUCUUAGGAAUCAUGUCAGGAGUAAACAUAAGCAGUCUGUGUGAAACGAUUUAUGGUAGGCUACACCUAUUAUAUAUUUGUGGCUCUAUUUGGUUACACUUGUUACUUUUGGUUUAUGAUGCAACCGUUUGCAAUAAAACUAAUGCUCGCAUACAUAGUCCAGUCACUAUAUACAUUUGUGCAUGCGAUUUAUAUUGUAGUUAUGAUUUUUAAAUAUAUUAUUUGGGUACAUUAGAGAAGUCCGGAACCAAUUUCUCCAUGCAAAAUUUCCUUGUGCUAGAUACAGGGUGGCCAUUUUUUGUUUAUUGGAAUAUGAGCUUAAGUACAUUCGACAAUAAAUUUUCCAUUUUUCGACCAAAU
Molecule: messenger RNA, 2374 nt
Organism: Nilaparvata lugens (brown planthopper)
Lineage: Eukaryota; Metazoa; Arthropoda; Insecta; Hemiptera; Delphacidae
Product: RE1-silencing transcription factor B
Exons: 5
Coding region: 53-1204 (383 amino acids)
Biological process (GO): regulation of transcription by RNA polymerase II
Cellular component (GO): nucleus
Molecular function (GO): RNA polymerase II transcription regulatory region sequence-specific DNA binding; DNA-binding transcription factor activity, RNA polymerase II-specific
Source: RefSeq, a predicted model, not a curated record